AUGUCCCAUUCAACUGAUCAGCGGUCAUUUUUUAAAGAUGUUCAGCAACUUUAUCGCGUGAUUGAUACCUCGACUGACGGUCAAGCCUCCAUAGUGUCCGUGAAUGAAUUGUCAUUGAUUGUGUCGUUGAAUCCCAAAUUUGGUCGCAAUGCACACGCUGCGUUUAUUGUCAAUAUUGAUUGCCCUUUGAAUUAUCCAAAAGCCGGCCCUGAAGUUCGCUUUACUACGCCAAUCUUUCACCCCAAUAUCCGUCACUCUGAUGGGGACGUUUGCGUAAGCAUUCUCAAUGAGUGGCAUUGCUGUUACAGCCUGUUGGAUGUGGUUAAGGCCCUCAUCUACCUCAUUGAACAUCCAAAUUUUGAAUCACCAAACAACGAAUUUGCAUCGAAUGAGAAGCUGUUUGACGGAAAGACAUUGCGGCUACUAGCAGGUCUGCGUGUAAAUGGACGGCGAUUUCCGCCAAACCAAGCCUGGUGUGAGUGGGCAGAGGCCAAUGGAUGCCUGCCUGUUGAUGACGAAGAGAUUGAAGAUGAUUCAAACAACGUUGGAGAUGCGGUUGAGGCAGAUGAAAAGACCCAUCGCCGCUUCUCGAAUGCUUCCUCUGACACUGUUCCUUCUUUCGCCAAAAUUCGAUUCUCUCUUGAUUCUGUGAGUGGCACGUCAUCGUGGACAUACUACACGCAAGAUUACUAUUGCAGCUACUUUAAGACACAACGCAUUCUCAUUGGCCACCCAAGUGUGAACAACGAACCUUUACCUCCUUCAGUAUUCUACUACAGCGAGCUCCUUGGUAACCCUGAUUAUCGAGGUGAACUCGGUGAUCUUUACUGCACACUGUUCGCUGGCGACGUUUUGCCCACCAUGCAGGUCCACCCCGAAUCCAGACAAACCUCCUCUCUUUGUCCCUGGUACCUCUUUUACCUUAAUUCUUACCCUCCGUCCUGGGCCACGGAUUCUGUCUUCAAUCUGACCAAUCUGUUCACAUACACGGAACCACGGAGGCCUUCGUUGACUGCGGACUUUUGUCCGUGGUCCAUGCUGGAUGGACGAGGUACUCUAGACCUCUUUGGUGGGUUGUUUUGCGAAAAAGGGAUCUAUCCUCGUGGAAGUGACUUUUCUCUUGACGGUGAUGGUGAAGAUCUGGCUCAGCUUUUUAUUGAAAGCCUUCCGAUGGGAGGCAACAUCUGUGUCGAUGCAGAACUGGAAUACUCAGCUCAAAUUGUCGAAUCAAGUGAAUUAGAUUUGGAUGCUGAAUACAAAAAUAAUGAUGAAGCAGAACAGGAUGAUGACGAAGAAGAAGAAAGUGAUCAUAAAGAAGUAGAACAGCAGCCAGCAGUCAAAGCUGAAAUGCAAAAUAUGCUCGUCAAUGAUGCUUUAUCGACGAGUUCGUCGACAACUUAUCACCGAAUACCAUCCGAAUCUCGACUUAGCCUAUGCUCCUGGUGUUGUUCUAUUGAAUUUGAUGAAGCCGCAAAGUCAAUGAAUGCUAAGUUGCUUCCACGGUGGCAUUGGAUAUUUCGUCAGACACGAUGGCCUCUUCGGUUUGCGCCCCAACAGAACAUCGAGAUGUCCAUGAAUGGAAUCAGAAUCCCGCCAUGGCGAGCGAGUGCCGGAAGACUGCUGUCGGAUGUCAGUAGGUUUUGUUCAGAACAUCGUGAGGUGAAGAACCUUGUUCUUCUUGACCCCAUGGUAAAUUUUCACCUUCUUAUUUUUCAUCGACUGUUGAAACGUGGCGUAUUGUUGUUUUGGCUGACGAGUGUAGUUUGA
This is a messenger RNA of Mesocestoides corti, 1767 nucleotides long. The record is from the annotation of a GenBank genome assembly. Lineage: Eukaryota; Metazoa; Platyhelminthes; Cestoda; Cyclophyllidea; Mesocestoididae.